CAGAAGCCAUGUUGUGAUUUGUGAAACAGUGUAAUUUCGGCGUCCAGAUGAUAAAUAAGCAACUGGGUUUUGUAAACUAGGAUGAUGCAAACACGAACAUUUAGUCUGGAAAAAAGCUGAUGCUCCAUUAGUAUUAUUAUUAUUGUUGAUUUGAACUCACGGAACCAGCAAAUAUCUUUUGAUUCUGUGGGACAGAAACUGUAGUCAUGGUCAACAAGAAAAAGAUUUGGACAAAAAAAGAGGGAACAGAUGAGAUAUGUACUGAACCAGGCUCUAUGGUAUUGCAGACUCAGUUUACUGGGAAGUGGGCACAGAAUUGCUUUUCAGUGAGCACUUUGUGGUGUUGAUUCGACUGCCGACUUGGGUGGUAGUCGACAGGAGAAGCACGAAGAUGGAUGAUUCAAAUGGCAGAUCCAAGUCUACCCAACCAGUGUUAAUUUAAAAGAAGAUUGGGAGGAGACGGCGAAUCAAGAGGUGGUAACAUCAACAAGAUAUGCAUCCAACAGUAGAAGGUUAAUUCAACGUAGGGGUGAUAGUUGUUGCAUUUCAUUUCAAGAAACUAUUAAUGAAAGAGUUGUCCAUGAUGAACUGAAGAUAGGCACAUGGGAAUCAACAAAUUUCACCAUGUUUGGUACACACACAGGAGGAUUGACCUCACAAGAAGAUAAUGUACUCUGCACGAAGCUAAAAUAUCGUUCGAGGGAAAAAGAACUGCAGAAAUUUAGUUGCAGUUUCUGCCUACAGAGCUUUCCCUCAAAAUAUAAACUCAUAAAGCAUGUCUUCACACACAUAGAUGGUGUGCAGCCGCCUGUAUAUAUUUGUAAGUUGUGUGGUGAAGUAUUUCCCAGUAAUGGUAGCUUAAACAAACAUGGGAAAAUGGGUGUGUGUGAUCAAGCUUUACUUGCCGGUAUUAAUGAGAAAUUUGACUCUAGUUAUAACCCCAAAAAAACUGACUUCUUGGAUCAUGAUCAAGAACUUUCUAUGUUGGAACAGACUGAGAAGCAGUCGUCAUCUAAGGACUCUGGGAAGACUUUAAAAAAAAACUUUGACAUUUGUAACACACGAACUAUUUCACGCAACUCAAAGAAACGAGACAGAGGUGAAAGUAAUUCAACUUUAACAGCAGCUGUUAAAGUCAGUACAAACACUGUUGGACUUACUGUAAAGAGACCCCACAAAUGUGAUAUAUGUGGCAACUGCUUUACACAGCUGGGUUCUCUAAAGAGCCAUAUUUUAAUACACACUGGGAAGAAACCUCACAAAUGUGAUGUGUGUGGCAAAUCUUUUACACAAUUGGGUACUCUCAAGAGCCAUGUCUUAAUACACACUGGAAAAAGACCACACAAAUGUGACAUUUGUGGUAAAUCUUUUACUCAGUUAAGUACUCUCAAGACACAUUUAUUAUUACACAAAGGAAACAGACCACACACGUGUGAAAUAUGUGGCAAAUCGUUUGCUCUGUUGCGUGGUCUGAAGUGCCAUGCAUUAAUACAUGCUGGUAUAAAACCACACAAAUGUAAUAUUUGUGGUAAUUCUUUCACUCAGUUGGGUCAUCUCAAGGAGCAUGUAUUAAUACACAUAGGAAUAAGACCACACAAAUGUCAUGUAUGUGGCAAAUCUUAUACCCAGUCAAAUACUCUCAAGAAACAUGCAUUGACACACAUGGGAAGGAGACCAUACGAGUGUGAUAUUUGUGGCAUGUCUUUUACUCAGUCGGGUAAUCUGAAGACUCAUUCCUUAAUACACACUGGACAGAGACCCCAUAAAUGUGAUAUCUGUGGCAAGUCUUUUGUCCAGUCAGGUACUCUGAAGAGUCAUAGAAUAAUACACACUGGAAAGAAACCGCACAAAUGUGGUAGUUGUAACAAAUCUUUUACUGAUUUACGUAAUCUCAAAAGACAUGAAUUAAUACACACUGGUAAGAGACCCCACAAAUGUGAUAUCUGUGGCAAAUGUUUUACUCAGUUGGGCAAUCUCAAGAGGCAUGUAUUAUUACAUACUGGAAAGGAAUAAAAACAUCAAUAUCUGUAGAUGGUCCCCUCGAGAUUAACAGAGCAUGCAAAAGUAUGAAAAAACAUUUCUGCAGCUUAACAUUUCGAUAAAUUGCUGUAUUAGGUCCUGCAGAUAUUACUAUCAGAGUUAAGACCAGAAGUUGCUCAACUGUGAGAAAUCUCUUGACUGUUGCAGUUAUCAUAAGUACCAUGUAGCAUUCAGUGCUCUAGAUAAGGCAAGGAAAUAUAAUGGUAUUUUGCAUAUCACUUCAAGGAUGGUGUCAUUCUGAGAUCCAUGAAGCUGUAAGUGCUAGGCAGAAGGAGAUGGCUAAAAUACAACAUUUGUGACACCCUUCACUCAGGAAAGUAAUCUUAACACUUGAGAAAGAUGGCAGAACUUUUACAGUUAUAGAAGUUACUUCUCAGAGAUAUGCUUUCACUACACUAAUGUUGUGCAAGUAACUAAGUGUACAUGUAUGAUUCUAUGUUACA
Molecule: messenger RNA, 2483 nt
Organism: Schistocerca cancellata (South American locust)
Lineage: Eukaryota; Metazoa; Arthropoda; Insecta; Orthoptera; Acrididae
Product: zinc finger protein 93-like
Exons: 6
Coding region: 625-2013 (462 amino acids)
Biological process (GO): regulation of transcription by RNA polymerase II
Molecular function (GO): DNA-binding transcription factor activity, RNA polymerase II-specific; RNA polymerase II cis-regulatory region sequence-specific DNA binding
Source: RefSeq, a predicted model, not a curated record